Molecule: messenger RNA, 7080 nt
Organism: Thecamonas trahens ATCC 50062
Lineage: Eukaryota; Apusomonadida; Apusomonadidae
Exons: 3
Molecular function (GO): ADP binding; ATP hydrolysis activity; protein binding
Source: RefSeq, a predicted model, not a curated record
CUCAAAGUCGCCCGCAUCGGCACUCUCUACGCCCUCCUCGAGCGCGGCCUCGCUCCGUACUCCCCGGCUCGCGACAGCGUGGUUGACAUGCUCGACGAUCUUGCCGACCGCAUCCAGGCCAUUGUUCCCAGCUCACCCCUCCGCCCCUCACCCAUGCCGCCGCCACCUAACCCAUCCGAGUACUACCCGCUCCCUGACACUCGCGCUGCGGUCAUUGACGCGCUUAUCGGUGCGAACAACGUCUCAGUCGUUGGUGUCAGCGGGCUCGGUGGCGUCGGCAAGUCGUCACUCGCUGCCGAUGUCGCCAUCCAUCCCGCCAUCACCUCGGUCUUCUCCGUCUUCUGGCUCUCACUUGAUGAGGACAAUACGUCCAACGCCGAUCUAGUCAGCUCCAUGGCUCACCUUCUCGAGCACGGCCUUGGUUGUGACAUAGGCCCCCGUGCCAACCUCGACGAUCUCCAACAUAUCCUUGCUGCCAAGACCCGGGCCCUCGCCGACGCCGGCACCCGCAUCCUGCUCAUCCUCGACGAUGUUUGGACCACCCCCCAGGCCUCCGUCUUCACCAACCACAUCGCAGCCCCGCAUGCCGUCCUCGUCACCUCGCGCAACGCCGCUGUUGCUACCAGCUCUGCCUCCUCCAUCAAGCUUGAUACCUUUGGCCCGGACGACGCUGCUGUUGUCCUUCGCAACUACCUCGCCAAGGGCUCACCUGAGUGGGCAAACACCCUUGCUCUCAACGAUCCCCGCAUCGUCUCCCUCGCGACCUUUUGCCGUGGCCAUGCCCUCGCCCUCGCCGUCCUUGGCUCGUCCAUUUCUGGCGAGGCUGCGCUUGACGCCGCUGUUGCCAACUUUGAUUCGGCCUCCAAGCGUGCUUUCCACAAGCACCGCAAGUCAGAAGGCGGCACCGACGCCAAGUACGCCCACAUCUUUGAUAUCAUCACAUGGACCCUCCGCAGCAUCGACGACCUCGACCGUCCGAUGGCACUCGCCAUUUACGCCAUGCUCGGCGUCUUUCCUUCAGACGCGCCCAUCGACGUCGCCAACUUCCGCGCCACAGUCCCAGAAGACGAUAUUGACUUUGCUGCGGCCCUCGAUGCCCUCGCCAACACGUCGUUGCUGCGCGUCGUUGCCACGAAUGGCGGCACCAUAACCGUAGUCGAGCUGCACGAUCUGCACCUCGACUACAUUCGCCAUCGGCUAGAGGUGUGCUUUGACGACAUCCCUUCCCUUCCUGUCCGUCACCUCGCCGUUGUCGCCGGGGUGCCUCCGCCUGGCGCCACACCAGAGUCCGCUAAGACGGCAAUGACCUCUGGCACUGCCUCCGAUUGGAUCGUCACCCACGGUAUUUCCCACCUGAUUGCAGCCGGAGCGAACCAUGCUGCCGUUGCCGUUGCUCUCUCCUGGCCAUGGAUGAAAGCCCGCGCAGACGACUCGCUUGGUGGCCUCCUCAAUGAUCUGCGAGCCAAAGACGUUGACGAGGUCGAGCGUGCGCUGUCGCUCUCACGUCAAAUCAUUGAGAGCGGUACGUCGCACAUCGAGACCGAGCUUGUCGCCCGACUUGCCUAUGACAACGCGUCCAAAGCCGUGAAGGACCUGGUUGCUGCUGUGCGCGAAGAUGUCCCGUCUGGGGCUCUCAUUCCAUCGAGAGCCGUGGACCCUGUCGCGCAUCGUGGUGCUGAGCGCUUUCGCUUUGUUGGCUCGUACGAAAAAGUCAUCAACAUCGGUGGCUCGCUGGUUGCUGGUGGAUGUGGAAAGAAUGUGGACGUACUUGACGUGCAAACUGGUGAACGCAUGGAGGUGCUGGAGGGCCACACCAGCGAUGUGCGGGGUGUGAUUGCGCUGCCGAGUGCGGAUGGCCAGCUGCCUGUCCUGGUCUCGUGGUCGAGAGACAACACGAUCCGGGUGUGGCAUGCUGCGGACGACGGGACGGGCGCCAUGCGGUACACCGCGGACAGUGCCUCCUGUGAGGUGCUGGAGGGCCACACCAGCAAUGUGCGGGGUGUGAUUGCGCUGCCGAGUGCGGAUGGCCAGCUGCCUGUCCUGGUCUCGUGGUCGAAGGACAACACGAUCCGGGUGUGGCAUCUUGCGGACGACGGGAUGGGCGCCAUGCGGUACACCGCGGACAGUGCAUUCUGUGAGAUGCUGGAGGGCCACACCGACGAUGUGUGGGGUGUGCUUGCGCUGCCGAGUGCGGAUGGCCAGCUGCCUGUCCUGGUCUCGUGGUCGGGGGACAAGACGAUCCGGGUGUGGCAUGCUGCGGACGACGGGACGGGCGCCAUGCGGUACACCGCGGACAGGGCCUCCUGUGAGGUGCUGGAGGGCCACACCAGCAAUGUGCGGGGUGUGAUUGCGCUGCCGAGUGCGGAUGGCCAGCUGCCUGUCCUGGUCUCGUGGUCGAAGGACAACACGAUCCGGGUGUGGCAUCUUGCGGACGACGGGAUGGGCGCCAUGCGGUACACCGCGGACAGUGCAUUCUGUGAGAUGCUGGAGGGCCACACCGACGAUGUGUGGGGUGUGCUUGCGCUGCCGAGUGCGGAUGGCCAGCUGCCUGUCCUGGUCUCGUGGUCGAACCACAAGACGAUCCGGGUGUGGCAUGCUGCGGACGACGGGACGGGCGCCAUGCGGUACACCGCGGACAGGGCCUCCUGUGAGGUGCUGGAGGGCCACACCAGUGAUGUGCAGGGUGUGAUUGCGCUGCCGAGUGCGAAUGGCCAGCUGCCCGUCCUGGUCUCGUGGUCGGAGGACAGGACGAUCCGGGUGUGGCAUGCUGCGGACGACGGGACGGGCGCCAUGCGGUACACCGCGGACAGGACCUCCUGUGAGGUGCUGGAGGGCCACACCGGCAAUGUGGAGGGUGUGGUUGCGCUGCCGAGUGCAGAUGGCCAGCUGCCUGUCCUGGUUUCGUGGUCGACGGACAGGACGAUCUGGGAGUGGUUUCCUGCGGACGACGGGACGUCCUCUCUGGGCUAUACAUCUUCCACAGCCUUUCACCAAGUGCUACAAGGCCACACGGGCCACAUCAGUGGUGUGAUUGCGCCUUCAUAUGCGUCUCGCCCCGACGUCAUCACACUGGCCUCAUGGUCCUCCGACUCUUCUCUGCGCGUCUGGCGUCCCGCAUCACCCAGCCAGUCUCGCUCGGCCACCAUUGACAUCGCCAUCAUCUGCGCCCCAAACAACGAGGACACUGCCUGGCGGCUGCGCCACUCAAUCCUCGCCCGCUUCCCCUCGCUCAUUAUUGCCUACUCUCGUGCCGCGGACCCAAGGGACCUUCCGUCUGCGUCUGUAUACGCCGUCCUCGUCUCGCGUUCUCUCCUCGUAUCUGGCCGCGCGCUUGCCGCCUCCAGACUUGCGCUUGCCUCAUCCUCUUCUCGGCACAUCCCGCUCUUUAUCGACCGCGAGAUCCUCCCACGAUUCGUUGCCAAGUUCUUCUCCGACCGUGACACUGCUGUGGACAUCAUUUAUCGCUCGCUUUCCCUCGAUUCCGACGCCCAGACUUCCUGGGCUUUGAGCGAUGGUUCUUACCAUGCCGGCGCCGUCCGACUCCUUCGCGACCUUGCUGCAUCACCCGACGCCUCGACUUACAACUGGUACAUCGACCCCAAGGCGGCGGUCCGUGACCUCGGUCUCCAUGUCGUCCACGCCCUCGACCUUCCGCCGCCACCGGUGCUCCCACCGCCGCCACUCCCAGACAACUUUAUCGUCCGCGAUGAGCAACAGCACGUUGUCCACCAGCUCAGCUCCGAUGCCCGGUUGCUUGCCAUCACAGGUCCAAGCGGCUGCGGCAAGUCGCUCAUGCUGGCGGCCGCGCUUGCGGAACCGGCUCUCGCCUCCAAGUUCCAAAUUGUUUGGUUUGAUGCAAGCCAGUACGACGCGCUCGACGUCGGCCUCUGGCACUUGCUCGUCAAUGGCUUUGGCGAGUCUGUUUUGCCUGUGGGCAACCUCGGGGCCGACGCGCUAGCCAGCGCGCUCAGGGAUAUCUCAGCCUCAUACAACCUUCGUGGCCGACACGUCGCCUUGGUCCUGGACGACGCCGUCACGCUUGAGCUCGUCAAGACCGUUACUUCUGCCUGGACCAGCUCGCCCGGGCACUGCGUUGCCGUCACGACACGCGUGCUUGCUCCUGAUGAGCUGGAGCUUGGCGACGUCAUUGGCAUCCGCGGCCUCUCACCAGAGCACGGGGGCGCUCUCCUAGCUCGGUCGGCGUCCGCUCUUGACGAACAAGAUCUGUUGUCCAGCCUCGUGAACGAGGUCGCCGGUAACCCCAUGGUGCUAAGUAUCCUCGACCGAUUCAUCUCUGACUUUCCGGAGCGAGUUGUCGAAGCUCACAGUGUCGUCUGUGCCACCGCCUCCGACACCUCGUCCGAUGACGACAGCACUGCCGCUCUUUGCUCCGCUGUCAUGCAGCUGGCGUACGACGCACUCCCCGUUACCGCUCAGGAUGCUCUCCACGACAUCUACAAAGCCGAUGGUGGUCUGCGGUCGUCACCGGCACUUCCUCACUUUGAGCUAGAUCGCGUCGUCCGCGCAGGCCUCCUCCACGUCUCUCACGACCGCUACGUUCUGCACAACCUCCAUCGAAUCUUUGCCAUCACCGCAUUUGGCGCCGUGGACAAAGGCAAGGCUGGCGAUGAACCUGUGCCAGACGACUCCAGCGCGAUAGUCUCGUCGAGCUCACUCGAGCCGCUCAAAGAGCAUGAUGUUCCUUCCGACUCGACUGCGGGCCAUGACAAGGUGGAGGAUGAUGGCAAUGCAGUCGUGACUCACGACCUCGUCGACACGCCGGUGUCCACAACCGAGGAUCGCCCCAAGCUCGACAUCCUCCUUGCUUCGCUCGGCUUUGAUGGCCCGCCCAUGGAGUUCCAGACCGCCAAGCAACAGCUGCUGUGGAUCUCAGAGGUUGAGGACACCUCUGCCCUCGCCGAAGAUCGUGCUUGGCGCCUCCGGCAGCGUGCGGUCAAGGCCUGGACAGACGCCAUCGCUGCUACAGGCGGAUCGAGUUCAGAUCCUCAACAAGCCCGUGAUAGGCUUGCCUUUGACUCUCGCGUGGUCGUUGCCAUCAACUCCAAUCUGCUGCUCGUCGUUGAGGUUGGCCCCCAGUGGCAACCUGCCUCCUCUGUCGAGCGUGCUGGUCGCGACUGGAGCUUGCAGAUCCAGAACCACGUCGACCUCUCAGCGAGCGAUGUCAAGGAAAUUGAGCUCGUCGCCAGCGCUUGGAAGCUUUGGUCGUACCAGCCCCACUCGCUCAACGUUUCCAGAGCCGGAUCCAGUACUGAUCACCCUUCCCGUGACGAGAUCGAGCUUGCCAUUGCACGUGCCAUUGCCUGGGAGCUCGGCCAGGCAAACUCGUGGCUGCCGAAGAGCGUGGCAGCGUCAUACGAGCGCGACGUGAUGCUGAUCCACGGCGGCCUGAGCAAGGGCUACAUGGGCGAGAUCAAAGACUACUUGGAAGAACACAACGUGUCCACCUUCUUGGACGAGUUCUCGCUUGGUGCCCAGCAGUGUACAAGGAAGGAUGAUUACGAAGACCUACGCGCAGUCGUGCGUUCGUCGCGGGUGGCGGUGGUCUCGGUCACGCCGUACUCGCUGGCAUCGCCAGCUGCGCUUGCUGAGAUGGACGAAGCACUUGCGAACCCGGCGGUUGUUCCAGUACCUGUUUUCCACCAUGAGAACUUGCCGUUUGAGGAGUUCUGUCGCCUGCUCCAUGCGCCUCGAGACCAGGCGACCGAGCCAGCGCUGAUCAAGUUCCUCGACGAGUCGAUGACUGGUGCCGAGCACGCAAGUCGGAAGAGGAAGUGGAACGGCGGUGCUGUAGACCUCGAGUUGGCCAGCCCAGCCCAGCUGGAAUACCGGGGUCAUAUUCGUGACCGCUGCAUGAAUAUCGCGUUGCGGCUGUCGAGAUGGGGUCUGUGCUCGAUCAGCGGCCGCACCAGAAGGCCGACAGAGUGGAUCUGCGAGUACGUCGCCGGCGUCCUCGAGUAUGUCGGCAUCAGCUUCUCUCGCACCGGCUCCGUCCCAGACCUGCCAGACUCUCACGUUGCCAUUCCGGAUCGGCUGCGCUCGAAGGUAGCCUCUGCUUUGAAAGAGAAGCGCGUCUUCGUGCUCCGCGGCAAGAGCAAGAGCGGCAAGACAGCGUUGGCUCUUUGGCUUGCCAACAGUGAGCUGGCCAAGGACUAUCUUACCAUCUGGCUCGACAUGGAUAUAGGUGACCUCCGCCAUGCACAGUCGGAUUCGCAGGUGCCUUGUGCGCUGAGAGAGGCCCUCAUUGAUAAGAUCAUCUUCUCCCGCAAUGGUCGCAAAAACGGCGACUUGAAAGCCUUGUGCGCCACAAGCCCUCGCCCGUGGCUCGUGAUUGUGGAGAACGUGCGCGACAACUUGGUCCAUGACUUUUUCAACCGUCUCUUCGCUAAGAAUCUUCGCCAUCGCCUGGUGCUCACCUGCAAGCCGCUGUUUCGGCUUGGCGACGAAAGUGUUGUGGAAGUUGCGCUGCAGAAGGACGAAGCUGUCGAUACCUUGACGCAGCUCCUGGGCAAGGAGCCGACUUGGUCGGGCGAGUUUGACCUACCUAGCGACAAGGACCUGCAGUCACUGGCGGCCAAGCAUCGUACCGACAUUGCCGCCCUCGUCGCCAUUGCCAAGCUGGGCGAUGUCUUGGUCGAUCUGCAACUCAACAAGCUGACCAAGGACACGACGUGGUCGCCAGACAAGCCGCGGAUCCACAACCUUACGAUGCAGCCUGUCACGGUCCUCUUCGCACUCGCUCUUGCCUGUGAGGUCGAGGUGGCCCGGCGAUGCAUCGUUCGGGCUGUACGUGGCCAGCUCGCCUUUGCUGCCAGUCCGCUCUUCGGGUUGUAUCUCGACAAGGAUCUCACCGAUGACACAGUCGCCGAAGCCGUGGAACAGCGGGCGCUGGAGGCUCUCAUCAUCGCCGGAUUUAUCGAUGACGAGUCGCUCUUUAUGCCUGAGGGUCAGGUAGAGGCGCUCUUGAACCAGCUUCUGCCGGCCAAUUCGCAUGACCAGAACCAGCUGCUUCGCUUUGCGGAAGACCGAACGCGCCGUCUCGGACAUCAACGCGAUCUUUGA